Molecule: messenger RNA, 1470 nt
Organism: Cylindrotheca closterium
Lineage: Eukaryota; Bacillariophyta; Bacillariophyceae; Bacillariales; Bacillariaceae
Source: the annotation of a GenBank genome assembly
AUGACAUCAGAGACCCCCUUAGAUGGCAACCUGUACCUAUGGUUCAGCUUUUAUGAUCCCCAAGGGAACUAUUCGUCAUCUAUACUUUCCGAAGAGGUGGAGUACUGGUUGAUCAAAGAGUUCCUAUGUAAUGAUGGAGAUGGGAUGGUUUCUGUCCGACUGAUUCAAGACUCCUUAUUGACUAGUUCCUGUCAUGGUGACACCUUUCUGCGGGAGCAAAACCGCUUGAGGAAACGACGAAGAUUAGCUUUACCGGCCGACAUGGUCGUUCUAUGGAAUUUCCCCACAUCCGACAUUACGACAGCAAAACUAUAUCCACAACAACAAGAAGAACAAGAACAAGAACAAACCAAAGAAGACGCCUCCUCCUCCGUACCGCUUGCAUAUUCGUUGUGGAACGUCAGUUUUCCAAUAUACGACUGGGGAUCCGCCAACGACCCAACGCUGGUGCAAAAGGAUAUGCAGCACUUACUGGAACAAAAGCUUUGGAACAAGGAGUUGGGGGUUCCCAUUCCAGGAAGUCACGUUUCGAUACAAGGAGACGAACAGGAAGGCUUCUCGAUUCCGAUUCUUCUUGCAACCAUGUCCCCAACAGCAACGACAGCAAUACAACCAGGCGGAAUGACACCACCACUUUUGAGUGGACCACGAAAGAUUGAACCGAGAGAAGCUCACGUGCUAAUCGUGAUUGGAGCGGUGCUGAUUGUUCUUCAGACCAUCUUUUCGUUACUACUGCAUCGAUACGGCAAGAACUUUCGAGCCUCGCAGGAGCAGCAGCAGCAGCAACAGCAAAAAGAGAGGGAAGCACUGCUCAACGAAGGACAAGGUGUCGAUCAAAUGCUACGUGCGUCCAAAGGGUUUGUGGAAAUUGACCGUCGCUUGGUCACGAUAGAACCUAGUGAACAGUUGGUCGUGUCAUCGGAACGACCAUCCACCACCAACAAGAAACCAAAUGGAGGGCGAACCGUCACCAAGAAUAAGGAGGCACACGAAAAAAACAAAUCGAAAUCGAAAACGGCUGCCAUCACCAAGGACCCGACUGACGAAAAGCAGAAGGACGUUACGAUGAAAGAACGAAGAAGGUCGUCGUCAUCCCAUCAUGUCAAGAAAAAGGAACGAGACUCAAUAUCAUCUACCAAGCAAAAGGAACGACACUCCAUAUCAUCCAUGGAACAGAAGAAAGAAGCGAAAGAUACUCAUGCCAAGAAGAAUCAUCAUCGACGACAUAGUCAUGAAGUUGGGAAAAGGAAACAGCAACGGCAUAGCCAUUCUUCUUCUUCUUCUUCCCGCCACAGAGAGAAGGGACGAAACCAGGAUACGACUCCGCUUCGAAGGAGCGAGGGAACUAUUGACGAAGCCAAGAUGUUCUUUGAAAAGCUUUCUACCUCUUCGGUGGGACCCACCACUGGUGCUAUGGCGAAGAAGAACCAACGCACCAGCCAUGCAAUCGAUGAUACACAAGCACUUUAG